Molecule: messenger RNA, 1185 nt
Organism: Colletotrichum phormii
Lineage: Eukaryota; Fungi; Ascomycota; Sordariomycetes; Glomerellales; Glomerellaceae
Exons: 2
Coding region: 1-1185 (394 amino acids)
Source: RefSeq, a predicted model, not a curated record
AUGCUAUCAACGAAAUACUUGGCCGUCAAGUUAUCAUUCACAUUCACUCUCUUCGUCAUCAUAUUCCUGUCCAGAACCUACUACUCUCCCAUCCGACUCGGAGACCAAUCCGCCAGGGAGCCGAGUAAAACCGUACCCGCGCCAGUACCCUUCUCAAAAGUCACAGACAACAGCACGUUCGGAUUCCCCAAAAUCUUCUUCAUCAACAUCCCAACCCGCUUCGAUCUCCUGGAUGCGGCAACAAUCCAAGCCUUUCUGUCCGGUGUUCAAUUCGAGGUCUUUCCGGCCGUCGAGGCCAACAUGGUCAAGGAUAAGGGUAUGCCUCCGACACAUGACAAGGAGAGACUGACAGGCGCUGAGAAGGGUUGCUGGAGAGCUCACGCCAACAUCUGGUAUCAUAUGCUUCGUGAGGAACUACCGUCCGCCUUGAUCUUGGAGGGCGAUGCAGCCUGGGAUAUCCACGUCCGCACCAUCAUGACCAACUUCCACGAGCACUUUACUGCACUUCUACAUCAGUUGAACUCUACUCAAACUCCCAAUGUCGGAAGACGUGAACAAGCAGCAGCAGCAGCAAAUGAUUCGGCGCAACUUGUCUUCCCGGACCCCCAAGACCCGUGGCACAGCAAACACUGGGAUAUCCUCUCCCUCAGCCACUGCGCAGAGACCCCGCUCAACCACGAGCUCAUGCUCAGAUACGACGACGAACACGUCCCCGCCGGGCCCAAAAGCUACUACGGCCUCCCGCUCGGCAGCGAACGAGUCGUCCGCAAGUCGGGCGGCAUAGCGUGCACGACGGCAUACGCCGUCAGCCGAUCCGGGGCGGCCAAGCUUCUCCUGCGCACGGCGACGGACCUCGAUUUGCCAGUCGAUCUGGUUAUCAAAUCGAUGAUUCUGUCCGGGGAUCUGGUUGCGUAUAGUGUCCAGCCGACCAUCAUGUCACAGUGGAAGUAUGUGCCUGGUGUCGGUAUGAAUCUACGAGGCUCGGACAGCGACGUACAAGAGAGUACCAGGCAGGAAGUAGACGAUGAAGACCCAAAGGCGUGGGAAACAAUCAGCCAAACUGGAAUCGUAUGGAGGCCGAUGGAAUACUUUAUAGACGCGGCUCUCAAGGAGAUGACAUUGGAGGUAGCCUGGAAGGAGAUAUUUGGAGGAGAACGACCACCGUUGCAGGUGACGGGAGUUUAG